GUGCUCCUCCCUCAGGAAGUCAUGUGGAGCCUCCUCUGUCUGGCUUACCUAACCCUACUCAUGGGCGUUUACCACACUGCUUUAAAACACUGCUUUAAAACAGCCUUGCCACUGCUGCAUUCUCACUCUUCUCCCAGAGCUUCCAUACUGUAUAUUCAUCAAUACAUCAAAGAUGGAGAGUUUGAGCCGUGCGAACAGUGCCUUCGCCCUAGACCUGUAUCGGGCCAUAACUGCUGAUAGCCCUGGUGGAAACCUGUUCUUUUCCCCGCUGAGCAUCAGCGCUGCACUCAGUAUGGUCUACUUAGGAGCCCGAGGAACUACUGCUGAGGAAAUGGCUAAGGUUUUGUCCCUCAGUUCGAUCCCUGAUGUUCACACCCAUUUCAGGACCCUCAACUCUGCAAUUAACAGCCCAAAAGCCUCCUACAUCCUCCGACUGGCCAACAGGCUUUAUGGAGAGAAGACUUUCAAUUUCCUAUCUGAAUAUGUGGACUCCACUCAGAAGCUGUAUCAAGCUGACAUGCAGGCAGUAGACUUCAUUGGAUCAGCAGAAGAGUCACGGAAGCUCAUCAACCACUGGGUGGAAGAGAAGACUGAGAAUAAAAUCAAAGAUGUUCUGCAGCCAGGGAUGGUCACAGCAAUGACCCGACUUGCCUUGGUGAAUGCUAUUUAUUUCAAGGGAAAAUGGAAGCAUGUGUUUGAUACUGAAAACACUAAAGAGAUGCCCUUUAAGAUAAAUCAGAAUGAGACAAAACCAGUGCAGAUGAUGCACCAGACAAAGAAAUUCCUCUUCAACUACAUUGAUGAGUACAGGCUGCAGGUGCUGGAUUUACCAUAUGUAGAGGAGGAACUCAGCAUGGUGGUGCUUUUGCCUCAGGAGUCUGAGGAUGGCUCAGACCCCCUUCAGAAGCUGGAGAGUGAACUAACGGUGGACAAACUGCUUGAGUGGACAAAUCAAGAGAAGAUGGACAGGUGGACUGAUAUCGUUGUCCAUCUUCCAAAAUUCAAGCUGGAAGAGCAGUACUCUUUGAAGGAUAUACUGAAUAAGAUGGGCAUGAGCUCUUUGUUCCAGCCCAGUGCUGCAGAUCUGACAGGCAUGAGCAGUGAAGGAGGCCUUUUUGUGUCAUCGGUGGCCCACAAAGCUUUUGUGGAGGUUAAUGAGGAAGGCACAGAGGCAGCAGCAGCCACGGUUGUAAUGGUUGCAUUAUGCAUGGCACGAGAGGAGCACUUCAUGGCAGACCACCCCUUCCUAUUCUUCAUCAGACACAACCCCACGAAAAGCAUCCUAUUCUUCGGGAGGUUCAGAGGUCCGCAGUAGAGAUAUGUUGUACAAUACCAUGAAAAAUAAUGCUUGUUUGAAAGUGUUUAUCAAUAAAAAUUGAUGAUAUGCACAAAAAA
This is a messenger RNA of Pangasianodon hypophthalmus (striped catfish), 1395 nucleotides long. It is a transcript of the gene serpinb1, whose product is annotated as serpin peptidase inhibitor, clade B (ovalbumin), member 1. The coding region runs from base 173 to 1315 and encodes 380 amino acids. The record is from RefSeq and is a predicted model, not a curated record. Gene Ontology annotation, biological process: negative regulation of endopeptidase activity. Lineage: Eukaryota; Metazoa; Chordata; Actinopteri; Siluriformes; Pangasiidae. The transcript has 7 exons. Gene Ontology annotation, molecular function: serine-type endopeptidase inhibitor activity.